Molecule: messenger RNA, 1080 nt
Organism: Erigeron canadensis
Lineage: Eukaryota; Viridiplantae; Streptophyta; Magnoliopsida; Asterales; Asteraceae
Product: GDSL esterase/lipase At5g37690
Exons: 6
Coding region: 1-1080 (359 amino acids)
Molecular function (GO): hydrolase activity, acting on ester bonds
Source: RefSeq, a predicted model, not a curated record
AUGGCAACACCACUCUUUCUAGCAGUUUUCACUAUCGUGAUCGUGAUCAUAAGACCCGAUCAUGCUUCAGCCACGCCUCCUUCACUCGUUACCUUCAUCUUUGGUGAUUCAUUAACAGAAGUUGGUAACAAUAACUACUUGCAAUACUCCCUUGCUAGAUCAGAUUUUCCUUAUUAUGGUAUCGACUACACCAACAAACAACCAACUGGCCGGUUUAGCAAUGGCCGAACCAUAGGUGAUAUCAUAUCUGAGAAGCUCGGAAUUCCACCUCCGCCACCAUAUCUUUCAUUAAGUCCAGAUGAUGAUGCGGUCCUAAAAGGAGUAAACUAUGCAUCUGGUGGUGCUGGGAUUCUGAAUGACACCGGGCUUUAUUUCAUUCAAAGAAUGUCGUUCGACGAUCAAAUAGACUAUUUUGAGGAAACAACAAAGGUGAUCAAGGCAAAACUAGGAGAACCAGCUGCUAAUACUCUUAUAAAUGAGGCUAUUUACUUCAUUGGAAUGGGUAGUAACGACUAUAUCAACAAUUUCUUACAGCCAUUUCUUCCUGAUGCUCAAGAGUACACUCCCGAGGAGUUUCUAGGCGUGUUAAACUUGAAAUUAGCAGAACAGUUGACGAGGCUUUACUUGCUCGGUGCACGAAAGAUGGUUUUUCAUGGACUUGGGCCUCUUGGAUGCAUUCCUUCACAACGUGCGAAAUCAAACAAUCAUCAAUGUUUACAUCAAGUAAACAAUUGGGUGCUUCAAUUCAACUCGAAAGUACAAAAGUUGAUCAAAGUUCUCAAUGUCAAGCUAAAAAACGCACAACUUACUUUUGCGGAUACAUACCCAGAUGUUCUAGACUUGGUUGAAAAUCCAUCUAAAUAUGGUUUCAAGGUAUCUAAUACAUCGUGUUGUCAAGUUGAUACGACCGUUGGAGGACUCUGUUUAUCAAAUGCACAUGUUUGUGACAAUCGUACUGAAUAUGUAUUCUGGGAUGCGUUUCAUCCAUCUGAUGCUGCAAAUGCGGUUUUGGCUGAUCGUUUUUUUUCAAAACUGUUUGCUACUUCUAAUGGUUCAGCAACUUCACCAAGAUUAGUAUAA